Messenger RNA from Caenorhabditis remanei, 1038 nucleotides. RefSeq lists its product as uncharacterized. The record is from RefSeq and is a predicted model, not a curated record. Gene Ontology annotation, cellular component: mRNA cleavage and polyadenylation specificity factor complex. Gene Ontology annotation, biological process: mRNA 3'-end processing. The transcript has 6 exons. Lineage: Eukaryota; Metazoa; Nematoda; Chromadorea; Rhabditida; Rhabditidae. Bases 1 to 1038 code for a protein of 345 amino acids. Gene Ontology annotation, molecular function: mRNA binding.
AUGAUGUCUGGAGGGUAUAAACCGUCGGGACAACUCAAUGAGCGGUCGCAACGAUCUGUUUUCGUCGGAAAUAUCAGCUACGAUGUGACAGAAGAGACGAUUCGAGCGAUUUUCGCAAAGGCCGGACAUGUGAUGUCGAUCAAAAUGGUUCACGACCGAGAGACUGGAAAACCGAAAGGAUACGGAUUCAUCGAGUUUCCAGAUAUAAACACUGCUGAUACAGCUAUUCGUGUGCUUAAUGGCUACGAAUUGGGUGGACGUGUACUCCGUGUCGACAGUGCCGCCGGUGGGAUGAAUAUGGAAGAGUUCGGAUCGACGAACACUGGACCAGCUCCAGUCGAGGAGAAUCCGUAUGGACCGGAGUGUGAUGCUGGAAAAGCACCGGAGAGAAUCUCCCAAACCGUCGCCUCGCUGGCUCCUGAGAAAAUGUUCGAAUUGAUGAAACAACUCCAGGAAGCACUCAAAAACAACCCGGCCGAGCUGAACAGCGUUCUCGUCGAGAAUCCGCAACUCUCUUACGCAGUUCUUCAAGCUGCCGUCGUGAUGAGAAUCGUCGAUCCACAGACUGCACUCGGACUUCUUCAUCGUAACAAGGCGGCCACCAUGACUCCAUUCCAUCAAACUGGUGCUCCAGGAGGUGUUGGAGGAGUUCCGCCACAAAUGAUUCCACCACAACAGUCACAACAGCAAAUGCCACUGCCGAUACCACCGAAACCGACUUUUGCUCAUCCAGGCGUCGGACCAUCAAUGGGACCACCAAUGGGACACCCUCAAGGACCACCUCAAUACGGUAGACCACCAAUGCUUCCAACACCUCAACAACAACAACAAUACAUGCCACCACCACAACAACAGAUGCCACUACAAACCAGACCGCCCGUCCAACAUCAACCACAAGAGGACCAGGAAGAGCAUCAGAAUGCGCAACUCCUGAUGCAAGUGAUGCAACUCAGCGAGCACGAUCUUCAAAUGCUUCCGCCUGGUGAUCGUGACAAGAUUAUCGAGUUGAGACAACAGUUGAAGAGAAAUGUCAAGUGA